Molecule: messenger RNA, 717 nt
Organism: Iphiclides podalirius (scarce swallowtail)
Lineage: Eukaryota; Metazoa; Arthropoda; Insecta; Lepidoptera; Papilionidae
Source: the annotation of a GenBank genome assembly
AUGACCGCAGAGAACGAACGCGAAAUAUAUCACAAACUAGAAGCUAUGAAAGAGAUCAGGAAUAAGACUAUUACGUUGGAGCGCCUGAAGCGAAGCAUUUUAAAUGAAGUUCGCAGCGGGGAUCAAGAGGGCCGAUGUCUCGCGCAGUAUAAGCGCGAAAUGGAACUGCUGCAACAGGAAAAAAUGAGCCAUGUGGAAGAACUCCGACAGAUACAUGCAGAUAUCAAUGCGAUGGAGACUGUGAUUAAGCAAACUGAGGAGAGCAUGGGCCGUAAGCUGACCAACGCGUCCCGUCUCCACGAGGACUACCGGCCCCUGAAGGCUGAGGUGGACAUGCUGAGGCGGCAGUGCCUUGGCCUGGACCGCUUACCUGAUCUUCACGAGGAGGAAGGGUCUCCCAUCACACCGGACCGGUUCCCGGCGUCGCGGGGCUCCGCUGGCGCGCUGGGCGGCGCGGGUGUGGGCGCGGCGGGGCCUGCGGCGGCGGGGGCGGGCGGAGGCGCCGGCUUCCUGCCGCCCGCCCCCCGCAAGCCGCCCCCGCCGCCCGCGUUCAGGUCUGCACUACAACAAGAUUUCAUUACCGUCUCGCUGAGACAACAGCCGCCGCCGAUGAAGUCGUGCCUUUCGUGCCACCAGCAAAUCCAUCGCAACGCACCCAUCUGCCCCCUUUGCAAGGCCAAAAGCCGUUCCCGGAACCCCAAAAAGCCCAAGAAGAAA